Meloidogyne enterolobii is the source of this 588-nucleotide messenger RNA. The record is from the annotation of a GenBank genome assembly. NCBI's taxonomy places the organism in Eukaryota, Metazoa, Nematoda, Chromadorea, Rhabditida, Meloidogynidae.
AUGAGACUUAUUAGUCUUUUAUUUUUUUUAAUUUUCACUUCGAUAUUAUGGAGUUUAAUUAAUUCUGUUAAAAAUAAUAAAAAUCAAAACGAGUUAAAUGAAGGGAUUGACCAUGCAACGGUUAAUCCUCAAAUUUAUUAUAAUGCAACAUUAAACCCAACACCUAAAAUUACAAAAAAGAACAAAAAUGAAAUUGAUGAUGAAGAAAAAAGGUUAAAGAGGAAUGAAUAUUUGAAAGAUUACUACCAGAAACACAAAAAUAUAAAGCAAAAGCAAGAACAAAAUCGAAUUUAUUAUCAAAAGAAUAAAGAAAAAAUAAAAGAAAGGAUGAGUUCUGCAGAAUUUUUAGAAAAUAGAAAAAAAUAUGAUCAAAAAUACUACAAUAUUAAUAAAGAAAAGAGGAAAGAGGGUAUGAGAAAAUACCAACAAAGAAAGAAAAAUGAAAAAGAAAUUCUGAAAAAUAAGAGUUUAAACAUUAAAAACGUUCAAUCUAACAAUGAUGAAGGAACUUCAUUUGUUAAUCUACCGAACAACGAUUUGGAAAUAAAGGUAAAUUGCCAGUUGUUAGUGAAGAAAACUUUCAGAUAG